Molecule: messenger RNA, 9373 nt
Organism: Pecten maximus
Lineage: Eukaryota; Metazoa; Mollusca; Bivalvia; Pectinida; Pectinidae
Product: meiosis regulator and mRNA stability factor 1-like
Exons: 24
Coding region: 214-5739 (1841 amino acids)
Biological process (GO): post-transcriptional gene silencing
Cellular component (GO): cytoplasm; peroxisome
Molecular function (GO): mRNA base-pairing post-transcriptional repressor activity; RNA nuclease activity; CCR4-NOT complex binding
Source: RefSeq, a predicted model, not a curated record
GUGCAACCUAAUCAAAAUCUUACAACAGUUACUCCCCUUAGACUGGUGUAACUUUUCCAAAACAAAACAUCUGUGGUUUGUUAUGAUCUGAUCCUACAUGGGCAUGUGACGGAUAAAAGCGACCGGGAUAAAUGAUGUAGACGGGAUGGAUAGUGAUGUGGUCCAAUAAAGGAGCUAGACAGCAAUAUUCCCACAGAGUUUUAUCCAUUGACGAUGACAGACAAUCUUCUAAUCCCAAUAGGGGUUUUCUGGGACAUUGAAAACUGCAAUGUACCACGGUGGAAGUCCGCUAUAUCUAUUGUAAGAUGUAUCCGUGAGAGAUUCUUCAUUGGAAGACGAGAGGUGGAGUUUCUGUGUGUAUGUGACACAACUAAAGAAAAUAAACAAGUCAUUCAAGACCUCAAUGCAGCCCAGGUGGAUGUUGUACACAUCAACGCUACCAGUAAAAACGCUGCUGAUGACAAGCUUCGUCAAAGUCUUAGACGCUUCACUGACAAACACCCCCCGCCAGCUGAUGUGGUACUUAUCUCCAGCGACAUAAAUUUUGCAUCCGACUUGUCAGAUAUGCGCCACAGAAAGGGCUACCAUGUGAUCCUGAUCCACAUGAAACAUGUUCACGAGGCCUUAAAGUUGUGUGCCAAUGAGCAUAUUCUGUAUGAGGAGUUGGUGCAGGACCUCCCUCAGCGUGAGCCUGAUCUGUCGGAGGAGGGUCAGAAAGAGCUUGUAGUGGUAGGAUUCCCUACCGACCAGCCAUCCAGGAUGGUGGAAAGUUGUCUGAAGAAGAUGUCGACAAAUUGUGGAGGACGAGUGAUAAGUGUUACGGCCAGCUAUGCCCUCCUCCGCUUCCCCAGUCAUAGCGAUGCCGUCAGGGCCAAGAAGAGGAUGACCGGAGAGCAAGUGUUCAGCAAUACAAUACAAGCAGACUUUGCAGUGGCCCCUACAGAUACAACUCAAGGCACCAGUAGCCCUAUCGCUGACCCCGAUCCCAAACCUAAAAGACGCCGAUUUCGACGCUCCAAGUCCAGAGAGCAGCCUAAAUUAUCACCUUUUUGCCCCAAAGAACAAUUGAAGAAAAAGGAGAAAUCACCUAAAAGUCAACAGUCAACUCCUGAAAAGAAAGUUAAGGCUAUAGAAAUGGCGACUCAGUGCCCUGGUCAGCCCUGCCCCGAGUCACAGAGAGAUGUACCAGCUGGGAAGGAGGAGAGUCAGGCUGAUAUAAAAACAGUAGUCGAUAAAUUUUCCAAGGACAACAAAAGUAGUCGGCAAGUAUUAUUACUACAGCAGCAGUUGUACCAGGAGGAACAAGAAGCUCCUCCUCAAGCUCAGCCCCUGUCACGCCCACAAUCUCAACCCACACCAGAAAACAGGCAUACACCUGAUAACUCUGGCUUCAAAAAGAGUCAAGGUCAUUAUAGCAUGUUUGGCCAGUCUUAUGAUGACCAACUCUAUCAACAAGGAUAUGGUUACUACAGUCAUAAUACCUGGGGCCAGAACCAUUACCAAACCUAUUCAAGUUACUACGGAAAUAACUAUGGUAACACUGUGGGAUACCAUGGUAACAAUUACCAACCUAACACCUGCAUGGAUUCUCAGUUAUACUAUGGUUAUAGCAAUAAUUCCUUUGAAAAAGACGGAGGAUUUCGACCUGCCAAUCCAGACUUGAAUCGUAGCUUCUGCAGUUCUGACUUGGCUCGAAGAACCAGGUUUUAUCCUCCAAACAACACAGGAUAUAGACAGCACAACUACAAUUCUCACAAAGCUCUGGACUAUUUACCCUCCUCCCCAACACAACAUUCAAUUCAACGGCAUAGUCCCUACAAUAGCCAUGCUCCAGACCGCCAGAGUCCAAAUUACCACAUGUUGGACCGACCAUAUCAGAACACUUACAAAUCCACCAGUCACCUGGCGGAGAGAAGCUCACCAUACGCAAAUGCUUUCCAGCCAAUACGGAGUGACAGUCCAAGUACAACUGGCAGCUCUCCGUGUGAGCAGGAUACACCAGACUGGGACAGUGUGGUGGGCCCAGUGGAGCUUCUCAUUUCUAACCUCGACUACAACAUCAGUGCUAAGGAAUGGAGGAAGAUUCUCUUUACCACCUUCCAUCCUCAUGUCAGGGUGCUGAAUGUCCAUGUGAAGGCCCAGCCUGAUAAUACAAGUAUAGGUAUGGUGAAAGUCCCCAGCAAGGAGGAGGCCCGCUUCGCAAUCUCACAGUUUCAUCGCAAGAAGAUUGGCUAUAAACGUAUACAUGUAACAUUAAAGAAUGACGAGGGACUACAUCCAGCCAACACCACUAGGGCUGAGGCAGUGACCUUACUACUGGAGGCCAAGGACAACACUCUACCAUUGUUCAAGUUUAUAGAACUCUUUGACAAGAGAUAUCACCGAUCUAUCAGUGUGUCUGAACUGUAUAAGAUGAGGGAUGUGAUUGACAUUCGGGAGCAGGGAGGGGCGGGAAGGAUGGUUUACUUAGCUUCACGGCCUCAGCAAGACACGCCGACCUCAGAGAUAGCUGAUGGAGAGGUACAGGAGAUUCUGGAACAGCCUGUAUGUACAAUCCAUUGUCCAGAGGGUAGCACUAUGUAUGCAGAGGCCAUCAACAGCUGUAUGCUGCCUUAUGUCAAAAUGUCCAUCAAGAUGCUGGGUCCACAGGUCCACUCUCUCCUACAGACACAUGAUGGCCACAUGCCACUAAUGAGCUUUCCAAUGUGUUACAUUGCCGAGUUCUCCAGCUUACCGAUUUCCCUGCAGUCUCAGGGGGGCGUACCACUGGAGCACCUAAUUAGCUGUGUCCCUGGCAUUCAGAUACAAGUGUCUGCCUCGGGAGUGAAGAAAGUCCAGUGGGCUGAGAAUCAGACAUCUAUGUCAGUAGAUGCAGGGCGCCCCCUAGCUAGCCCUUUGUUGAAUCAGCAGCUGAACCAGAUAUGUCGGGAGAUGACUGACCUUCUGAAGCAGAGUCCACAGUGUCGCAUGCCCAUGAGCAAAUUCAUUCCUUCCUACCAUCACUUUUUUGGGCGGCAGUGCCGCGUGGCAGACUAUGGAUACAGUCGGCUGAAAGACCUGUUUGAAGCCAUUCCUCAUAUAGUGCAGGUCCUUGGUACUGGAGACAGAAAGCUGUUGACCCUGAGUCAUCGUGCCCAAGGCAGACGCUUCACUGCUGACCUCACAAAACUGCUCAAGGUCCAGCCUGGAAAGAGGGUUGGGGUGAAGGCCCUCUCUGAUGCCUGGGCGAAGUUUUACAACAAGGCAUGGGACAUCACAGAAUAUGGAAUGUCACACCUGGAUGACCUGUUGACAGAGGUGCCUCCUACCACAGCUCUGGUGAUGUCAGAAGGAGGAGAAAAUGUCAUAGUCAUUCCUCGGAAAGAUCAGAGUGCUGAAGAAGUUGAACGGACCCGUCAGUUCUCCCUAGAAGUAGUGGACCUCCUCCGUCACAAUCCUCAGUGUCGUAUGCCAUUCAACAAAUUCAUCCCUGCAUACCACCAUCACUUUGGUCGUCAGUGUCGUGUGUCGGACUAUGGCUUCAGUAAACUCAUGGAUCUGUUUGAGGCUAUUCCACAUGUGGUAGAGAUGGAGGAGGAUGGGGAGGAGCGUUUGAUCCACCUGACAGAGCCAGAACUGCGUAAGAUUCUGGCAGAACAGAUAGUUAGUCUGCUGAAGUACCAGAAGAGCCAGUGUCUACCACUUCAUCAUCUGAUGUCAACAUUUACCUGUCAUUACGGCUUCAACAUCCCUCUCUAUGACUUCAAUGUCGAGUCAGAAGAGGACCUCAUGAAGAAGCUACGACACGUUGUCAAGGUUGAAAUGGUGAACCGAUGUAAAUAUGUCAUGUUAGUCAAUAAAACCGAGAUGCCUCGCCUUGCUCAUCACAUCCUGCAGCUGAUGAUGGACCAGAGUGGGGGUAGUCUCCCUUUAGUGGAGCUCGCCAGUCGUUACAAAUCCCAGUAUGGCCAUGACUGUGACGUCAAACAAAUCAAGGAAGAGCUGUUAGACUAUGUACAGGUGAUUGGAGAUGACGAGUCAGCAGUGAUCAGUUUGACACCUCUACAGGCUUUCGCUCGCGAUGUACGUCUUCUUCUCCAUGAGCAGGGACGCCUGUACCUAACACAAUUUGAGCGGAUGUAUAAGGAGCGUUUCGGGGUGGAGCUUAAACCUGCCUUAUUUGGCUACCCUACAACACUAGCCUUACUGCAGACUAUACCAUACAUAGCGAACAUCAGGGGCAAGGGGCCACGUAAAUACUGCACCCUGUCGUCAGAGUUCAAAGCCGGUUUGCCAGCCUACAAGGAUCAGGAGGGAAUGAGAGACUACGUACAUCGCUCUGCCUCAGACACACAGUCCAGUGACUCUGGUGUUACAGACAACAAUCCUGAAGAUGAUGAACUCUGUGUUGAAAGUGAGACAAGAAAAUCUCAGAGAGAAAACCUUCUGAGCGGUCACCAGGACCAAUCGAUGCCUGCACGGUCGUUUGAUCUGCUCUCUGCUCCUGUACCUUCAGCCAUCCCAUCCCCUGACCUCAAUCCAGAGGAACAGGUUCCAAACCUCAUGACAUUUGACUCCAUUUCUACAGAUAUGCAGGAGAAGAUUUGGACUCUGACAGAGAAUGAAAAGCGUGGACAGAAGACUCCAUUGUGUCGGACACCGACCUCAGAGCUUCUCAACUUUGCUGCUCAGUGUCUGAUUUCUCGUCCACCACCUCCCGCCUCUAGAGGAUCUACACCACACCUGGACAGGGCUGCCACACCCCAUAUCCUCAAGGUCGGAGGGCAAGGCCAGACAGAGGUCAACAAGGUUGAGAUAGCUGAUGAGCAGGGUUGGUGGAAGGCUAGUGAUUCACAACUCAUUGAAAUGAUGGAGGUUUUCUCAAGACAAGAAAGCCAGACAAGGCAGGAAGUGGAUGGAGCAGGCCCAGUAAGGGGUAGGGAGUACAGGGAAGUGUGUACCAGUAACAUUACAGUAGAUCAAACCAAGGUUCCGACAUCUUCAGAAAUAUUGAAAGUUUCCUCUCCAGCUGUCUCUAGUCCAGGUCAGGUACAAUCCUCUGGAAGUCAGACUUGUCAGACGGAUGUGAAGACAGUGUCCAGUCUAAACACACUCAAUCUGGUGUCUGCUACAGAAUCUUUCAAUCAAGUAUCCACUGGUCAAGUGUCCACUACACAAGUGUUCACCACUCAAAUACCCAUUACUCAAGUGUCUACUGGUCAGUUAUCCACUACUGAAGUGAACACUUCUGUGAAGUCUGAAGAAAAUCUGCCUGUUUUGACCUGUAGCCCUGGUAAACAAGUUCUGCCUGUUUUGACCUGUAGCCCUGGUAAACAAGUUCUGCCUGUUUUGACCUGUAGCCCUGGUAAACAAGUUCUGCCUGUUUUGACUUGUAGCCCUGGUAAACAAGUUCUGGCAUUAGUUCCAGUGACAGUGCUUAAAAAGUCAACAGACAAUAAGAAAGAGGUGGAGAAAUCGGAAACCAAAGAAAAUAGCAACACUAUGGAUACAGUUGUAAAACACAAAAUUGUGUUACCAAAAUGUCUGCCAAAGGAGAAAACAAUCAAAUCAUUGACUGAUACAACCUGCUAUGAUAACAUAUUUCGACAGGAACCCCCUCUAGAUACAAGUUCUGUUAAAUCCGACACCAGCACUCUGAGUGAUAUUUCCCAGGGGUCUCCUCGCAAGUCACCACGCAAACAACGCAUUGCAGCUCGAUUUGACAAUCCUAUGGAGGUUUCCUCACCCCCCUAUGUAUAGAGGGCGACAUGGACAAAUGAAUGCAAAAUAAACCAAAAUUAGUGUAAUUUCAACUUGCUUUUAACUGUAAUAAGGCUCUCUUUGACUCAUUUCAUAGUGAUAUCAAACAUCCAGCUGACUAAAAAUGUGAUGGUAGUUGAUGUAUAUACAAUUAUAAACAGUAUAAUUGAUGUUGAUGUAUAUAAAAUUAUAAACAGUAUAAUUGAUGUUGAUGUAUAUAAAAUUAUAAACAGUAUAAUUGAUACAUCUGAUUAAUGACGAGUGAGUGACACAGGUUCAAUAGGGCUACAUGAUUGUGUAGAAAUUUAACAUCACUAGAUAUAUUUGGAUAUCUUGAGUGUGAAGUGUUAUAUAUCAUGGCUAUGUCCUUGACCUCUUAAGAAUCUUAAAAUGUAUAUACUUUCAACAUCCAGAUAAGUACUUUCAUUAUCUGGAUCUCAACAUUUAGCUGGGGCGUUGAUGUAACAGGAUUACAAAAUUCACAAUUUCUUAUUUGAUAAGAUUCUAGUAAUCAUAAAAAUAUAUGGUAUAAUUUUAUUUACAAUUAUACUGCGUAGUUAAUACAGGAUUGUAAGACAACUAUACACUAAGUAAUCCUAGUACUUUAUAUCAGGGCACGUGGACAUUUUCAAUAUCUGUGAUGAAUUAAUAAGUCAGACAUAGAAUCUUAUUCAAGAACACACUAUAGUUAUGUGGCUUAAAAGUCCACAGAUGUAAAGUGUACAUGAAGUUAUGACCUUACCUAUAAUAGGUAGAUUAACACUGAAAUCUUUGUUGGGUAAACCUUUUUACCUUUAGCGAGAUUUACCUGUUUGUGUAAAUAAUCUGUACCUGUAUAGGUAAUGAGAUUUACCUGUUUGUGUAAAUAAUCUGUACCUAUAUAGGUAAUAAUGAGAUUUACCUGUUUGUGUAAAUAAUCUGUACCUAUAUAGGUAAUAAUGAGAUUUACCUGUUUGUGUGUAAAUAAUCGGUACCUGUAUAGGUAAUGAGAUUUACCUAUGGCUGGUAAGAAAUAGCUUGUACCCUUGGUAGUAAAAAUGGAAUAAGAACAUUUACCUGUAGUAGGUAAAUAAUGACAUUUAAGUGGCAGUGCAUAAUAGAUAAAUACUGUCAUUUACAUGUCAUUCUAUUUUAUAAGAGUACCAUUUACCUGUGGUAGGUAAAUAUUGACUUUAACCUGUGGUACACAAAUCAUGACUUUAACCAAUGGUAGGUGAAUAAUGACUUAAAGCUGUCACAGUGGUAGGUAAAUAAUGACAUUUACCUAUGGUAAGGUAAAUAAUGACUUUAACCAAUGGUAAGUAAAUAAUGACGUUUACCUGUGGUAGGUAAAUAAUGACAUUUACCUAUGGUAAGGUAAAUAAUGACUUUAACCAAUGGUAAGUAAAUAAUGACAUUUACCUAUAAUGGUAGGUAAAUAAUGACGUUUACCUGUGGUAGGUAAAUAAUGACUUAAACCUGUGGUACGUAAAUAACGACUUUUACCUGUGGUAGGUAGAUAAUGACGUUUACCUGUGAUAGGUAAAUAAUGACUUUAACCUGUGGUAGGUAAAUAAUGACGUUUACCUGUGGUAGGUAAAUAAUGACUUUAACCUAUGGUAUGUAAAUAAUGACGUUUACCUGUGGUAGGUAAAUAAUGACGUUUACCUGUGAUAGGUAAAUAAUGACGGUUACCAGUGGUAGAUAAAUAAUGACGUUUACCUAUGGUAUGUAAAUAAUGACGUUUACCUGUGGUAGGUAAAUAAUGACGUUUACCUAUGGUAGGUAAAUAAUGCCUUAAACCUGUGGUACGUAAAUAAUGACUUUUACCUGUGGUAAGUUAAUACAUGUAGUUAUAUUUUACCUGUGGUAGGUUUGUAAUACAGGACAGUUACCUGUGAUGGUAUAAAAUGACGUUACCUGUGGUAGUUAUAUAAUACAUGACCAUUAAGAACAGGAUUAAUAUAGCAUUUACCUGUGGCACAUUUUGACAUUUUACCUGUGAUAGGUAAAUAAUGAUGUUUACCUGUGGUAGAUUAAUUAGGACAUUAUCCCAUGAUAAGUAUUAGUGUACAUGUAUCUUUGGUUGGUAAUUAAUGAGAAUAGCCUGGUGGUUAAGUUGUCAGUGAAUUUUGAAUACUUUCAGAUUUCAUGCAUAAUUUUUUUUUCUGGGAGAAGACUUUUGUAGGUAUAGAGUAACAUCUCUAAAUAUUACUAUGCAUGCAUGCAGAUACAUGUACCAUCCAAUGGAUCUGGCAACACUAGAUGUUAUGCUGGAAAUAGCAGAGCUGUGGUCUUAAAUCAUAUCUGUACCAAUAGGGGCUUGCCACUACACAUAUGUAAGUACCAUAUAUUUGGUAUCAGUUAGUUUGAAUAAUUCAGGGCAAUUUAUUUGACCAGCAGUGUAUCUGUUCAGAUGAGCAUUUAGUUUGAAAGGUGAAUGUCCUUUACAACGUGAUACAUGAUAUCAGUUUGUAAUGAGUGGAAUACCAUGUUGUGGUAUGUAUUGUAAUUACAUUCUAGUAAGGAUAUCACUGUAAUGGGAAAGAAGAUACCAUGACUUUGAUAUGUUACUAAUCAUCAGUAAACUACAAUGAUAGUACUGUGUAUCAACCAUGUUCACCAUUACCAUUAUUUGGUAGUGUCCGCAAUAUUUUGCUGAUCUCCGUAUGUCUUUUACAUCUACAGCUAGAUUUAAUAGCUUUUAUAGAUAAACAUAAAAUGGUUCAAUGGAAAUUAAAUUCUAAUUACAUUUAGAUAAAUGUACAUUGUACAAACUGAACUUAUAUUUUCAUCAGAAAAUAUUAAAGUGAAUGUUAAUUAUGUUUAUAUGAUACAUGAUUUAUAGUGAUGUGGUCACAACAUAGUCUUAACAUUAUAAUGGAAGCUUAAAGAAUGGCCAGCUGUUAAUUAUGUUUAUAUGAUACAUGAUUUAUAGUGAUGUGGUCACAACAUAGUCUUAACAUUAUAAUGGAAGCUUAAAGAAUGGCCAGCUUAAUCAUCGUAAUUUAUGGAAGCACAUAAGAAUAUAUUCCAUAUGAGAAUUUGUCCAAGUUAACUGGUGGUGGGAGUUACUGGUACACUCUUUGUACACAACUGACCAUGCUGACACAGGUAAGGAAUCCUGUAGUCUGGUCAGUUGAAACAUUAAACCCCACAUUUUAUUUACAGUACUUUAUCAUUUUGAUGAAUAAUUAUAAUUUACUACAUCAUGACAAUAUGUAAAUUUUGACACGCAUGAAAAGUUAAAAGCCGUGUUGGAUGUAUUUUUUUGUUCGUGGAUAGUAGAACACUGCAUAUCCAAACUGUCCAGGGCCAGCUGUUCUAUAAUAGUCUAUAGAUGUUUGGAUAUAUGAUUACAAAACAAUAAAGUAAUGUAAUUAUUUGCGAGAUGCAACAAGAGUGAGGAUAAUUGAAAGUUUGAAUGUCCAGUGUUCUGAUGUUUGGUGUACUAUAUUAUUACUAUCCCAUAAUCUUUUGAAUUAAAAGUUAUCAGAUUUGAGAGUCCUGCAUGAAGUGAUUUGUCAAAUGUAAUAAUUUGAGUACAUCAUGUACUAGAUAGUUGAUUUCUGUUGAUGAAUAUGUAGAGAUUACAUUUGAUCAGAACAGUGCCUAUAUCGACCAAUUCUAGAAACAAUAAAAACAUGGCACAGAA